UGGCUCAAAAGACCUCCACGGCCUCCACGACCGGCCUUUCCAAGAAAAGCCAGGGUCGAUGGCCAUGGAAGUGGAGAAGAUUCAGGUGAUGGUGCAGAAGAUGUCGGGUGAGGUCCUCGAAGCCAAAGUCAGCCCCGAGGACACCGUGCGGGAACUGCAGCCACGCAUCGCUGAAGAAUUGGGAGUGCCGGUGCUGUGUCAACAGCUGUGGAUCAACAAUGUCACACCACAAAUCGUAGAGAAGACGCUGCCGGUGAUGUGCAAUCAAGUAUCCGAAACCAUCCAGCCGAUCACCAACAAAGACAUCGCUGAGAUGAAGGCCAUGAUGCGACCGCCUCCCAUCUGCGUGGACGUGCUGUGCGUGGUGAUGCACCUCCUUGGCUUCAAAAGGCGCGGGAACGACUACCAGGCCAAAUGGAAGGAUUGUCGGAAGAUGAUGGCCAAUGCGAGCCACUUCCGGACUUCGCUGACGGACUGGCCGAACGAUGUUCGGAACGUUCCAGAGAAACAGGUGAGAGAAGCGCAAAAGGUCAUUGAUGAGGUCGGUGAAUUGUACAAUCGAGAGCACUUCAUGAAGAUGUCGAUUGCCUGUGUAUAUUUCUGCGAUUGGACUCUCAGCGCCUUGAAACUGUAUCGUGCAGUGCAUUCGACAGGACAGGUCACCUCCCUCCGCCUCGAUGGCCCUGAGACCCGUCCUCCUCUCAACAUCUACUUGGAGGAAGGUGCCUCUUCCUUGUUGAUCUCCUUGGUAGUGGACUUUGAGACGGUCUUUGCUUAUGCGAAGAGUUAUGAUGCCAAAAAGGUCCUUGAAGCCUUAGAGGCGUUCAAGGUGAUUGCCCCCAAAUGCACGGAGAGGUGUGUGCCAGCGCUCUGCAAAUGCCUUCGUUCAGAUGAUCAGGAACGAAUCGCUGCCAUCGAAUGCAUAAAAACGGCAUUCCAACCUGAUGAUGACUUGGCGGGCGCCUUCGCCGAAGCCCUGGGCGCAGCGCACUUCACGGAGCACGGAACUGAGGAGGCGGUGGAGGCCUUGGAAUAUUUGGGGCCUCAGAAUCCCGCAGCGCUGCGAUGCAUCAUCGCUGGCCUGAACGCUAAGAGCCAGAUGCUGGAUGAGUUCCUCAUGCUCCGACGACGCAGGAUGAAGAAGAAGCGCGCUCCGGUGGAGGAGGAAGAGGUUGACACUGACAAGAAUGACGCAGAGAAGGAGAUGCGCCAGCGCUGCUUGGAGAUCUUCAAGCAGAUUGAAGCAAAACUUUCUGCUGCAGAGGUGAUCGACACCCUCUUGAAGGAGAUUCUUCUGGCAACACAUAAUCCAGUUGGAGGAACUCCAAGCAGUGGUGUGCAACAAGAAGCCGUCAUGGCCUUCAUGGUUGCCAGCAAGAGAGAUGAAGAUUAUGCCAUGGCUCGGAUUCGGGAGCGCUUGAAUCCUGAGGCCCCAGAGGCGUUUGGAGAGCAGCUUCAACAGAUCAAAGCGCGCUGUGCCUUCUUAUCAAUCGCUGUGGCUUCAAAGGAUGAUGAGAAGCUGCUCGAAGCUUUUCACGGCUGUUUGAACGAUGAUCAGCUACGUGGGCCAGAGCUGCAGGCUGUGGCCGAGUGCUUUUCGGAGCUCUCCAGCGGGCCCAAUCCUUUCGUGCAGUCACUCUUGCAGCAACUCGUUCUGUGGGAUACCAAAAAGGCGGAGGUGAUUCGAGUCAUCAUGAAGAUUGCGCCCAAGGAUGAUAGUCGUGUGAUCGAGGCCAUGCAGCGGUAUUGCCGCGAAGCCGAGCGCAUUAUCCUGGACGAGGGUCCAGGUAUCUUGAAGAUGGCAGCAGAAUGCUUGAACCACGUUGUCACAGACAAGUCCAUCUAUGAGAAAGGAAUCACCCCUGCAAUUGAUGCGCUCAUUCGAAAAUGCACUCGCUCCAACUUGGCCCAGAGAGAUGCCUCCCAGAUGCCACUCAUGUUGCAGACCCAAGAGUGCCGACUGCGGAGCCAGACCGAAUUCUUUCUUAUCCUUCUUGUUACUAGUAAUUAGCGAUGGCCUCCAACCUAGUAGCUUCUUGCUACUAAAUUCCACCAGGUGGAAGCUUUUGUUCGAAGGCUAUGCGGCUAUUCCUGCUCGAUGCAGCGAACAUGUGCGAAUGGAAGCCAUUCAGGGUGGUGUGCUCCUGCAACACCACAACCUGUCAAUGGCAACCUGCACUUGGUUUCUGUUCAUCUACUUGAUUUUCUCUCUAAGUUCUUCUUCUCCUUCUUCUUCUAUAUAUUAUAAUGCAUAAAUUAACGUUGAUGUGCACCUUCCCUGUACUUCGCGGGGGUCUUCACAAGUUCCCUUCCGCGCCCCUCCCGGGCGGGAUGGCGCAAAUCGAAGUGAACACCACCGGCUUGCAAAGGAAACUGGUCAUUGAAGGGGCCAUCCAAGGGGCCAUGCCAUCCACAUAACCAUGAUAAUUCCAGGGAGUGUAGAUUUGCAAGCACCGCUCACUUGACGUGGUUGCACCGGGAUUUCCCUGUAUGAAGGUGCAGAACCUGAAAAAAGGAUCCUGAAAUGAUAGGUUGCGGUCGCCUGAGUGACUCUUAGUGGACGUUUGGGUGACACUGAUCCAUGGCUGAUUAGGACAUAGCUGUGGGUAACAAACAGGAUACCUUGAUUGACCUACCGGCCAUACUUGCGAUUGUUUGAGCGCGCGCCCCACAGACCUUCAGCUCAGCUGGGUUCUGGGUGUGAGUGGUACAUAGCCCUUCACAGAAACACACUAUAUGCACGUAAAGCUACUGUACAAGUGAGACUGAAUAUCCGUGCGGCAGGAAAGAAGGCAAAGUCAGGACAUCAAGAUCUCAAUUACGGUAUUGGCACGGUAAGCGACACAGAAAAUUGGUCGUACGAUAAACUGUCACUGCUGGAAUGGGUUUAAAAUAUGCUUGCGUGUGCAUCAUCGGGCUUGAUCCAUCAGGAUGGUAAGGUGGUUUACACUGGAGAUCCAAUGUGUAUCGAUUCAAAGUCUUGUCGACCAAAGACCAGUUGGGACUUCAGGACGUAAUGGGAAGCCUCCAGUGUAUGUCCGGCCCCAAAAUUGGUUGGAGCCUGUUUUGCUUUGGUCAGGGAUAAUUUUCUCGGUCAAGAACCCUUGCAAAUAUUGCACGAUACUGCGCAAGACAUCGGAUUGUUCACGCAAGGACUUGAGUUUUUUGGGAAGGGCCAAAACUUUGGGAUCGAGCCCCUGAUGUGGUCGUGCCCGCUGUCCUUCGACCAAGUUAAUCCAUGUGGGCAGUUGAAGACCUGUGUUGACCCUGAAAGCGAUUGCAAGCUCAUGCCAAGGACAUGGUAUUGACCUACCUGGGAGGUCAAGCUACAUGGUGUUGGGGCUCCAGGUUUUGACACAUCCCCACAUGGCAUUCGACUGCUGGAGAACAAUUUUACACACCCUCAAAUGUGUAGAGAAUGAGUGAGUGUGUGUGUGUGUGCGCGUGCACAAGCCCCAUGGAUCAGGAAAGAUUGCUGCGAUCUCUUGCUGCUCCUUGCCAAGGAGAGAGGAGGUGCAACAGAUCCUGUGCAUGCAAGCGUGUACUCAUCUGAUCUGGCUGGGUUGGACCCCAAAUUGCCGCAAAUCUGCAGCAACGUGAACCCUCCGGUGAACCCCGGGCUUAGCUUUUAGGGUAUUCUUUCUCUUGGGUUUCUAUUCUCCCAGCAAGGUUUGACCUUGAACUGAAACAACUCCUCCAGGCGAUGCCAGGAGUCAUCAGUGUGUUUUGCAUAUUUUGCAUCGUCACGUCCAAGACGUCGUCGUACGUGGUCAUGUAUCAGGAGGAAUCAUGUAUGUGGUCAUCGCCAUUAGGUUGGAGGCCAUCGCUAUGAUCCUCAAACGGGGCUCAAGUUGUUGCUACCUGUCACGUGUGCUGGGCAAUGAUGCUGAAGAUGGGGCCACCGGCGAGCGCA
This is a messenger RNA of Durusdinium trenchii, 3913 nucleotides long. The record is from the annotation of a GenBank genome assembly. NCBI's taxonomy places the organism in Eukaryota, Dinophyceae, Suessiales, Symbiodiniaceae.